AUGGUCAAAGAAAGUCGUCUUCGGUUCUCUGGUCAUAUAUUAAGAAGACCGACAGAUCACCUUGUUCAACGAGUUCUGAGGAAUUUCCUGGGUUCGAGUUGCAAGAAGCCACCUGGCCGAAAACGGAAGUUCUGGACUGACGUGGUGAAAGAGGACCUGAGGACACUCGACGUGGAUAGACGGUUCAGGCGAGACGUAGUGUUUCGCAGAAUAUGGAAUAGCGACGAGUUGAUUGGUUCUGUGUAA
This is a messenger RNA of Necator americanus (New World hookworm), 246 nucleotides long. RefSeq lists its product as uncharacterized. The coding region runs from base 1 to 246 and encodes 81 amino acids. The record is from RefSeq and is a predicted model, not a curated record. The transcript has a single exon. NCBI's taxonomy places the organism in Eukaryota, Metazoa, Nematoda, Chromadorea, Rhabditida, Ancylostomatidae.